Cydia strobilella is the source of this 7865-nucleotide messenger RNA. It is a transcript of the gene Rbcn-3B, whose product is annotated as WD repeat-containing protein 7. The coding region runs from base 177 to 4604 and encodes 1475 amino acids. The transcript has 35 exons. Gene Ontology annotation, molecular function: protein binding. The record is from RefSeq and is a predicted model, not a curated record. Gene Ontology annotation, cellular component: cytoplasm. Lineage: Eukaryota; Metazoa; Arthropoda; Insecta; Lepidoptera; Tortricidae.
ACUGUCAUGCAGCUGACUGUCAGCUGCUUGCAAUCAUAAAAUUGAUAAUCGCAGUUUUUAAUUAAAAUUAUUAAAUUUGCUACUUGCUGAUAACUUCUAUUGUGGUUUAAAUGGAUGGCAAUUGAGUGGGUGCAUAUUAUUAGUGUUUCUCGGUGCCUAAACAUCGACGCAUCACCAUGCCGGGCACAAAUCUCAUCGUGCCCGUUGUGCUCUGGGGCAAGUACGCCCCCACUCACUGCGUCUCAGCCGUAUAUCUAUCCAGAGACCAGAAGACACUCGUCACAGGCUGCUAUGAUGGCCAAAUCUGCAUAUGGGCCGUGGACCCGGAGUCAUUGAAGAUGACUCCUCGCUGCUUGCUCGUGGGGCAUACUGCUCCGGUUACUUGUUUGUCCAGAGCUUCUAUAAUUCAGGAUAACAACUUCAUUGUGAGCUCCUCUGAGGCUGGAGAAAUGUGCACUUGGGAUCUCGUAGAUGGAAAGUGCCGUGAGAGUGUUAAACUUUCUCAGAUACACACUAACAUACAGGCAUAUCACAUGUGCAACAGUGACGACUUACGGCUGUUUUGCAACGGCUACUACGCCGAGAUCCUGAUCAUGGACCCGUUCUCAUUGGAGAUACUGUUCUCGCUCAGCUCCAAGAUGAACCCGGAUUGGAUAUCUGCUUUGCAUGUGCUUCGACCAUCUUCGAGGAAAGACGACGUCGUUUUGGCUAUUUCUAUUACUGGGACGGUUAAAGUAUGGUCCCUCUUAGGCCACGAGAACAAGCAAUCCGAACCGAUAUACGAAAAUGAGUCGAAGCAGAUUCGCUGUCUCAACGCGUUAUCACUCAACUGUUGUGCUUACAACCAGCGGACAGUGCUCAUAGUGUGUGCGAAGUACUGUCAGAUAUAUGACGCCGGUGAUUUCUCCGUCCUCUGCUCUAUUCAAGCCCCUAGUGGCGAGCGCUGGAUGUCGGGUGACUUCCUCGCCCCUGACCGCGUGUUAGUUUGGUCUACGGAGGGCAAGGGGUACCUCUACAGGCUGCCCGCAAACUCCGUACCAGAUCACAAGGGUUUCCACGGGCCUACUGUGGCUCACGAUAGCCCCGUCCUGUUUGGUAUCUUGGCCCAUCCUGAUAACAAAUUACUAUCAUGCCCGCCGGCAAUGCGUUUUGUGAUCACGUCAGUGGGAGGCAAACAGCGGCGCCUGUUACUUCGCGGCGACUCUCUAGGGACCGUGUCUGUUUGGAACGUGGACGAGGCCGCUACGCCGGCGGUGGGGACUAUUCCUUCCCACGCGCCCAUUGUGCUGACCAGCCUGGAUAUGGCCUGGGCGGAGAUGAAUCCCAGCCCUGUUGGUAUUUUGGACCAAUUGCACCACCCUGAGGAACCCGAAGUAAAACUCACGGCUUCCAUCUACCUACUAGCUGCAAACCGUCUUGUAGUAGGCCGAGAAGAUGGCUCCAUAGUCAUAGUCAACGCCACACACACCGUUCAACUUCAGUUGUUGCAUGGAAAACAUCAACAAUUGGACGAUUGGCCACCUCAUCAGUUACUGCACGGUCAUAAUGGAAGGGUCAACUGUCUUUUGUACCCCCACCAUGUUCAUCCAAGAUACGACAGAUCCCACCUAGUCUCCGGUGGUAUAGACUUCGCGGUUUGUCUGUGGGACUUAUUCAGUGGUCAACUGUUGCACCGUUUCUGCGUACACGCCGGAGAGAUUACGCAGCUCAUCGUUCCGCCGCAUAACUGCUCUCCCCGAAUCCAGAAGUGUAUUUGCUCCGUUGCAUCCGAUCAUAGUGUGACACUGUUAAGUUUGGCCGAGCGGAAAUGCGUGACUCUAGCUUCACGCCACCUGUUUCCGGUUGUCAGUAUAAAAUGGCGGCCGGGCGACGAUUUCAUGGUCGUCGGAUGUAGCGAUGGCACCGUCUAUGUAUGGCAGAUGGAAACCGGCCAUUUGGACAGGGUGUUGCACGGUAUGAUAGCAGAAGAAGUGCUAGCAGCAUGUGAUGAAACUGUAGCAGAUGAUCUUGGAGGAUCGUUGGCGGCAGGUGGGGGUGGUACCGACCUACAAGGCGCUGCGAACCCUGCUGUGCAUUUCUUCAGAGGUCUCCGUCAUCGCAAUCUAAACGCAAUGCGUGCCGCCACGCAGCGCGGCAUCGCGGCCCUGCAGGCGCCCGCGGGCGGCGGCGGCGCCGGGCCGCUCGCCGAGCCCGCCAGGGCGCGCCGCGCACAGCUCACCGUGCAGGGCUUCAGGAGCAACCCGAAAGAUCCGGAGAGCCAUAUCCUCUUCUUCGACAUCGAAGGACUCAUCGUCGAGUUGCUGAGCGAGGAGUAUUCUUGCAUGAGCCCUGGGACUUUAGAGGCUGCCGGUCUCAUCACCAGCGAAUACAUGACAAUGGCUGCUCUCACGCAGUCUGCGAGUCCUGACGCCACCAAAAGGAUAUCCGAUUUCUUCGGCCGCGUGAAAGACAAGGCCGGCGAUAUGGAGAGGAUAUUGAAAGAGAAAGACAAACAUGGUAUCCUGGCCAAGAUGAAGGAGGGCGCGGAGACGGUGCAGACCAAGCUGCAGGCUAAGGCGGAGCAGCUGAAGGGCCAUAUGGACAAUAAAGACCAAUCUAGCCAGGGUCAGAAGAAGCGUCCUGCCGAUAUGACCUUAGCUGAGCCUCCUCACACCAUGCAGAUUGCCCAGAUCCUGAUAUCGCUGCUGCACGCUUGGGGGCUAGAUCCUGACCUAGACAGAGUAUGUGAGGCUAAGCUGGGGCUGCUGAGACCUAUGGUCCCAGUUUGUUUCGGUGUGGUAUCCCGUCACGGUCACAUGGCGGUACAGCUGCCAACUCGACUUGGAUCAGUCGCCGCUGGCGUAAAGGAUCCUCAACUCCUCAAGUCAGAUUUGCCACCAGAACUUUUAAGGCAGGAGGAGCUUACCAGACUGUUCUCAUCGAAGUUACACUGGGAGCUCAGCACGACUCUGACCACCAAUCAUUUGCUGUCCAUCGUGGCUCUGGCCAACACUCUCAUGUCAAUGAGUAACGCCACCUUCAUACCGGAGCAGGAGUUUAACCGAAGGAUGCACAGGCCUUCAACCAGAAGCUCAUCAUCAUGGGCCGGUGAUGAAGAAAGGGCUGAGCAGUUGGCCGCUCAGCAACAGCAUAUUAAACAGGGCUGGUCUCUCCUGGCCACGCUACAUUGUGUACUGCUGCCUGAUAAAGUGGUGGCUGCUGGGGCAAAGAGCUUCAAGCGUCCGCAAGUUGAAAUGCUCGCCCGCAGAUGGCAGCACCACUGCCUUGAAGUGCGCGAGGCGGCGCAGGCGUUGCUUCUCGCUGAGCUUGGAAGAUUGGGCCCUAAAGGUCGAAAGGGUCUGGUAGAUAACUGGGCCCAGUACUUGCCACUAUACACGCACACAGAGAGCAUCAACCCUCACGCUGCGCACAAGGAACCCGCCGCUGAGAAGGCCGCUAAAGCUGAGGAAGAAUUUGAGGAGGAAGAGGAGGAGAUAGUCCGCAAGCCCUCCUCCCUGGCUGAACUGAAACGCAAGCAGACGACAGCAGUAGUGUUACUCGGCGUGAUCGGCGCUGAGUUCGGUCAAGACAUCACUAGUGAAGGAGCAGCGGGCAAUAAGAGACGCAAGGAUGGAGAUAGCAGAAAGAGCUCCGUCGUCGAAGGCUUCACUUUAUCAGCCUCCAACAACCUGGCGCGCCUGACGGCGCUCGCGCUCACACACCUGCUGCUGUCGCCGCCGUGCGCGCGCCUCCCUGCACAUACCCCACUGCGGCGCGCGGCCGUGGACUUGCUAGGACGAGGGUUCACUGUGUGGGAGCCUUAUUUGGACGUCAGCCACGUGUUGUUAGGUCUGCUGGAGAUGUGCUCGGACGCGGACAAGCUCGUGCCGUCCAUGAGCUACGGACUGCCGCUCACCGCCCAGGCCGACUCCUGCCGCACGGCACGCCAUGCGCUCACUCUCAUCGCCACCGCUAGGCCAGCUGCCUUUAUAACAACCAUGGCCCGCGAGGUCGCCCGCUGCGCCGCUGCCCAACAGUCCGGGCAACCAUCGCCCGCCUACCACGCUCUGCAGAAGGGCAGAGCCGAAGUCCUGAGGGGCAUCGAGCUACUUAUCGAUAGAAUGCAUAAUGAGGUUGCUGAAUUGCUGGUUGAGGUGAUGGAUAUAAUUCUGCACUGUGUGGACCAGUCUCACUUAAAGAGCAAGGGUCUCAACGAGGUGUUCCCCGCGAUCUGCCGGUACAACCAAGUGUCCCACUGCCCCGCUACUAGAAGAAUUGCAGUGGGCAGCCACACCGGCCAACUCGCCAUGUACGAGCUCCGCGCCGGUCGCUGCCAGUCCCUCGCGGCCCACAGCGGACCUGUGACCGCCUGCGCCUUCAGCCCUGAUGGACGCUAUCUCGUAUCCUACGCCACUGCGGAUAACCGGCUCUCAUUCUGGCAGAGUACCGCUGGUAUGUUCGGGCUCGGCGCGGCGCAGACCCGCUGCGUGAAGUGCUACAGCACGGCGCCCAUGGCCGACGUGGCGCGCCUCAACCCGGCCCGCCUCGCGCGCCUCGUGUGGACCAACUCGCGCACCGUCACGCUCAUGCUCGCCGACGGCUCCGAGACGCGCUUCAACGUCUAAAACGAUUCAUAAAACACAUUUGUCAAUAGUUAUCCUGGUCACGGGCACCAAAUUGUAACAGUUGAGCUCCAAAAUCCUAAACUAAUUAAAAGCAUAUGCUUUUAAUUAGUAUAGUAUAUGCUUUUAAGCAACUAUCUAACUAGAGGCUUUUCGACGUCUAAAACAAUUCAUAACAAACAUUUGUCAAUAGUUAUCCUGGUCACGGGCACCAAAUUGUAACUGUUGUGUAAGAGCUCCAAAAUCCUAAACUUAUUAAAAGCAUAUAAGCAGCUAGCUAACUAGAGGCAUAUAAAAACCACCAACUCGCGCACCGUCACGCUCAUGCACGCCGACGGCUCCGAGACGCGCUUCAACGUCUAAACGGGAUGAGUUCUUACUCAGAUUCAUCCAAAAAAAUACUAGAGAAUAACUUUCACCAAGUGUAACAAUGCAAGUAAUGCCAGUGCAACCUGCGUUGCCCGGCAUUGCUUGCGUUGAAAAUUAUGCUUAAGCAUUUGUUAAAAAGUUUUUGAAAUAAAAAUGUUGUCAAUAAGAAUCCUGGUCACGGCACCAAACUGUAACUACUGUAUAAAGAACUAGAAAAUGCCAAACUUAUUAAAAGCAUACAAGUAGCGACGACCACCAAUUUCACUCAAAAACAGAUAAAACAAAUAAAAAAAAUUUUUAAUAGUAUCCUGGUCAGGGCACAAAAUUGUAAAACCCCAAAUGAACUUUAAAUGUAGUUAAAUUGCAAACUUUAGAAGACGAGAGCCAACCACAGUAGAAGUUAUCAGUAUCAGGACAGAUAAAAAGCCACAAAGGUUGAUUGGACUCUUCUUAUUCAUCUGUAUGACAGCUACGACAAAUACUUGUGAAAAGUACUGACAUGAGUGGUUUUUAUAUAAAAUGACGUUCAGGGCCAGUCUAUUAAGGGGCAGAAAGAGACAAGCUAAAACCUCCCUUGUCUGUUCUAUAAACCCAAUCUUAAAAAUUUUAAGUGCUCGGGUAGCAAUUGUAAAUCCGCUCAUGAGCUGCGGUUUACCGACCCCUGGGCUAAUCAAAUCCAUUGAAAAACAUUUAUAACAAAAUGUCGCAAUAAAAAAAGCAAUUUUUCAAUAGUAAUCGUGAUCACGGCACCGAAUUGCAAGUGUUUUAUAAAUAUUUCUAAAAGUAAAACCCCGAAUAAAAUAAGUCUUGGAAUAUAAAAUAAAAAAAUACUUUUUCUAUACAUAAAUUGUCAAUAAGGCACUACUGUCAUGAAGUUGCAAUUUAUAUGAAUUCUCUAUCUGAGAAUAUUAUUAUUCAGUAAGCAGGCAGGCAGUUGUGACAACUGAUAUAGCCUGUAUCCAGUUAUCAUUAGAUGGUAGAUGUAGAGGUAUGCUUGUCUAACUUGUUUUUAAAUUGAUUUACAUUUUGAGCAGUAACCACAUCUUCGGGGAAUAUUACAAUUUUUUUUGACGUUUCUUCUCUUAAGCAAAUCUUGUUUCAUGUUAUAUAUUUAAAAAACCUGUAGGCAUUUCACAUGUUCUAUUGCCCCACGCAAUAACAUCCAUCCUAUAUCACCUAUUUAGUAAAAGUAUUAUACUGUAUUUUGUCAGCAAGAAUCGAAAGGUGACAAUACUGUUUUAUCUAAGUAUUAUGUAACUAAUAAUUAAUGCACACUAUCUUAGAUUGUUUCCAAUUAGUAUUUAAUGAAUAAUAAUAUUUUCUCUUGUAUGUUAAUCGUUGUAAAUUGUUUAUGUAACAUGUGAUCUAAUAUGCAGAAAUUUACACACACAAACACACACACCAUUAAAUAGUUAGUGAAAAUAAAUAUAUAGCUACUGAUUUCAUUGUAAUCAUAUUUUAAACCUAACUUUAAAUCUAUUGGAUGGUUUUAAUUAAAUAUUAUUUAUUAAAUUUGUGACAUCGGUCCUUAUGAUAUUUAUUGUUGGAUUAUUAUAAAAAAUGUGAUGUAAACUAGAACUUAUAAAAACCUAGGUUUAAUUUUAUUUAUUAUCUUUCACUAUAUUAAUAUCGUUAGCACUUAUGUAAAGAUGUAUAAUCAAACUAUAACUAACGAGUAUUUUUGUUGAUGUAUUGUAAUGUACCUGCUAGUUUCAAUUUUACGGAACCCAAAUAAGUUUAAAUAGUGAUAGGUAAUUACGCCGGUCAACGAUUCGCAAAAUUACUUUGUAUCACUGUUUUAGUAAACCCGCCUAGCUAGUAGAGUCCGCCUAAACCAGCCCAGGUGGCCUAGCUAAGAUAACAAUUUUGAUAGAAAACGCCAAUCAAUCAAUUUAAUAUUCGCACGCCAGAAAAGGUGUAAUAUGCAGAACAAUUUUGUACCUACUUAAAGAGUGCCCGGCAAUCUCGGCCGUAUUGCACCUUUCCAUACAAACGUAGUAACGUUCUCGUUUUAAAACUACGUAUUGGAUUGUAAUGAAAAUUUUCACAUACAAUGACAUGAGGUAUAUCUAGGUCUGAAAUUAUAUAGCUCCAGUUUAUAAAUCAAACGAAAUAGAGCAAAAACAAGUUUUGUAUGAAAAACUUAAAUUCGCUGUAUUUUUUUAACUAUGGUAUCUGAAGCUACAUAAACCAAUUACAGACAUAGAUAUAACUUAUCCUGUUGUAAGUACAAAGUUUCAGAGCAAUCUAGCUGGUCAUUUUAAAAUGAGAGCGGAACUACGUUUGUAUGGAGAACCGAGCUUGCCGGAAACCCGCGAAUUAACCAUUUGUAUUUGUCACGUGACUUUUCGUAGCAUCUGUCAUCCAUUUUCUUUUCGUUUGGCGUUUGUCGAGUACAUUUAUCAUCUUGGCUAGGUCCCUGUUCAGACUUGGCAAGCGACAAAGUGUAAUAGGAAGCGCUAAAUUCCUACAAAAAUAUGACGUUUUGUGGCGCUGUUAGACUUUGUCGCUAUUAUGUAGACAUUUGUUUGGUUGCUCUACUCCGCAAAAAAUUGGGUAAUCAUCUAUCACUAAAGAUUUUAUUUGGAAAUUUUAACCUUUUGAGCGAUUGGCAAUUCAUAUUAUACACUGCUACGUGAAUAUGAACCUUAUGUGAAUGUUAUAAGGUCGCAUAGCAGUCCCGACUACGAUCAAAUGGUUCGUGUGAUAUUUAGAACUUCUAUUUCUCCUUGUUGGCAUUUAUGUUAACUUACCUUCAAACUCAGGUAAAUCCAUCUGUCAGAUUACGCGAUUUUGGUAUUAAGAAAAGAUAAAAAGGUAGAUAUUUGCUGAGAGGGUCGAAUGGAUUUACCCGAAUUUGAAGUUAAGCGACACAGUUGAUGUUUUUAAUGUUAC